AGAGCGUGUAGAAAAAGCUCCGACUUUCAAGGGCUCUCUCGCCUUCCCCUGAAGGAGGCUUUGAACGAUGAAGCAGAGUACGCGGAAGACCAAUCAAACACACCGCCUCGCUCAGGAAAUUGAUUCUUAAAGUAGAAAAAUUUAAUCUUUACGAAAAGAGUUGAGGGAAUUUUCUAAAUCCGGGUCUUCUUGGCUCUCAUGCAACUUCAUCAACGUGCUCUCAGCUUCACGUCUCUCUCUGUCUCUGUCUGUUCUCUUCUCUCAGUUUCUUGCACGGCCGGAUUUGAAAUCCUUCAAAAUCGGCUUCAUAGAGCAAACUCAAUAUAGUGGAUAUAGUGUCUCUUGGAGGUUGAGCAUCCACUGGGGACAAUCAAGCAUCUGUCUCCUGCAGGUCAGGUUUCUUUUAUAUGGUUCUUCACAUGAUAGGUUUCCGGUAUUUAUGGAUUGCACUCUUUGGUCGCGUCAGAUUGCGCCUCCCCACGGUACAAAAUAGGAAAUGAGGAACUAAAGAAGGAAGAAACGUAUUGUGUUACAAGUUUUCCCUCUGUAGAUGGAGGAAAAAUGCCGGACUAGAGCGGACAGUUAAGUAGACUGGAUAUCCACGUGUAGAUCCUGAAGUCUAUGCAAGAAGCAUAUUCUUGCUAAGGUUUUUGUUUCAUGAAUCGUGGGUACAUGAUUUUCAGUAGAUAUUAACAUGAUAUGAACUAGCAAUUGCUACUGUUUUUCAGUUAAGAGGUCACGGGACACUCGAUAAUGACUGUUGUUCACCCAGUUUGUUGUUGCUUCUUUGUCAAGUUACCUUUGUCAUGCUUUCAGGGCGCCUUCCUGUUCUUAGAGCUACUUAACCAUAAUUUCGUAAGACAGAUGGUGGAGCCAUUUUCCCCGAUUCGCUUGCUUCAUGAUGCAACUAGUCUGAAAGGGUUGCCUGCAUUAGCUAUACAAUGCCAUGGCUUGCUGUUCUGUUUGUUGUUCACCAUUUUACAAAAACACAGAUGAUUCAUCUGUAUCGAUUACCAAACUAUUCUGCUUCUCUUCCUGUUUUUCAACUUCACUCAAGCCAUCAUUUUGCCUUGUAAAGCGUUACAAAGAUAGGAUGAUCAAUGGAAUGUACGUUAGGAUGCAGUGAGAGGUGAAAGGGCCAGAACAGAAGCUAGUAUUUUUUGGUUGGUGUUCUUAGAGCUUCCUUUCUCAAAUGGUAAUUAGUGUGUGCUUAGAUCUUUCAGGUGGAAAUCAAGCUUUUCUCUGGGAAUGCUUUUGCAAGGUCCUUUGAGUACAUAAUGCAAUUCGGGCGAAAUCGGCCCUAUCUUCUUUUUCAACCUGUAGAACCACACUCUAGCAAAUUGCAUGCUCCAGAGGACCUUUCAUUGCAUUUGCUCAUGUUAGGCAAUGGUUGACAUAAAAUUUUCUCUUAUUUUAGGCACCGAGAACGACCUUGCGGUUACCUCGCUUUUUCUGCUACAUUCGACUUCUUCUCUACGUUGGCGACAGGAAUUAGUGGUCAGACACUAAAUUUGAUGAUUUAGCAAUGGAACCUUUAGCAGCAAAGUCCAUGAAAGAGAAUGGGUUAUCAGACAGAUCCUAUCAGAUUGUGAACAAUGACAAUGUUCCCACCGAGAAUAACGAUGCAAAACAAAGAGUGCUCCUCAUUGAAUGGUUGACCAGCAUAUGUCCUGAUUUAGCCUUACCUCUACAAGCAUCGGAGGAGGAGUUGAGAUCAAGCUUGAUUGAUGGGUCCGUCCUGUUUCUGAUCUUGAAAAGGUUGAGACCUAGUUACAUCAACGAGGGAGGUUAUUUUGAUCAGUCUUCAGCCCCUCAUAAAGACCGGAUCAAAAGGUUCCUAGCAGCAAUGGAUGAGAUGGGGAUUCCCAGGUUUGAGAUCGCAGACCUAGAGAAGGGAUCAAUGAAGCCUGUAAUAGAGUGCCUUUUGUCGAUUCAAGCUCAGCUCAUGCCAAAUGGUAAUGCAGAGAGGCGCAAAGCUUUGACAGAAUCAAAAUUCCAACGUGCUUUGCGAAGUCCUGUCAUGCCAGAGCCAUCAGCUACGCUAAUGCAUCAUGGUGGGCUUAAGUUCCAUGAAGUAUUUCAACUGAAGCAAGGUCGAUAUGCGGACCUUCCGGCAGCAAAGAUCUCAGAGAUGAUGAAGUCGAAUAGUUUGGACAAUGCCCCUACCCAAUCGCUUUUAAGUGUGGUUAAUGGAAUCCUUGAUGAAAGCAUAGAAAGGAAAAACAAUGAAAUACCUCAUCGUGUCGCGUGCCUCUUGAGAAAAGUUGUGCAGGAGAUAGAGCGGCGUAUAUCAACUCAGGCAGAACAUUUAAGAACACAAAAUAAUCUCUUCAAGGCUCGUGAGGAGAAGUAUCAAUCUAGGCUUAAGGUACUUGAAGCCCUAGCAACUGGACCUUGCGAGGAGACAGAGCGACUCCAGACCAAGAAGAUCAAGACAGAAUUGAAGAUUGAAGAGAAGAGGAAGCUCGAAGAUGAGGACUUAGCUAGAUUGACUAAAGAGAAGGAAAGCCAUAACUUGGAAAUUUUGGCAUUGAAGCAAGAGCUGGAGCUGGCAAAGAAGACAUAUGAGCUCCGUCACUUGCAAAUGGAAACAGAAGCUAAGGCAGAUAAAAUGGCACUCGAAGAGAGGACAAGAAAACUCGAGCAGGACUUGGCAGGAUACAGUAAUAAGGUUGAGGAGCUGGAAGUGGCAAAGAAGAUGCACCAGCUUGGUCACUUGCAAAUUGAAACAGAAGCUAAUGCAGCUAAAAUGGCACUGGAAGAGAGGACAAGAAAACUCGAGCAGGACUUGGCAGGAUACAGAAAUAAAGUUGAGGAGCUGGAAGCAGCAAAGAAGACGUACCAGCUCAGUCACUUGCAAAAUGAAACAGAAGCUAACGCGGCUAAAAUGGCACUCGAAGAGAGGACAAGAAAACUCGAGCAGGACUUGGCAGGAUACAGAAAUAAGGUUGAGGAGCUGGAAGCAGCAAAGAAGACUUACCAGCUCCGUCACUUGCAAAUUGAAACAGAAGCUAACGCGGCUAAAAUGAAGCUUGAAGAGAGGAUAAGAAAACUCGAGCAGGACUUGGCAGGAUACAGUACUAAGGUUCAGGAGCUGGAAGAAGCAAAAAAGACAUACCAGCUCCGUCACUUGCAAAUUGAAACAGAAGCUAACGCAGCUAAAAUGAAGUUUGAAGACAGGAUAAGAAAACUCGAGCAGGACUUGGCAGACUCAAUAAAUAAGGUGAAACAGCUUGAGGCAUAUUCGGAAUCCAGAAACCAGAAGUGGAACAAGAAAGAGCACAGAUUCCAUGACUUCAUGGAUUUUCAGUUUGGGGCUCUACGUGAACUAAGGGUCUCUUUCAAUUCCAUCAAGCAUGAACUUCUGGUUACCCAAAGAAGCUACACAGAGGAAUUCAACAGCGUUGGACUAGAGGUUGAAGCAUUAGGUGAUGCCGCAGAGAACUAUCACCAAGUUCUUGCUGAAAAUAGGAGGCUAUUUAAUGAGGUUCAAGAUCUAAAAGGUAAUAUCAGAGUGUUUUGUAGGAUUAGGCCCCUAAUUUCUGGACAGAGUGGAAAACAGUCGAUCGUCGAACGUACUGGUGAUGAUGGACAGUUGGUUGUCGCUAAUCCCUCCAAACAAGGGAAAGAUGGCCAACGCAUGUUCAAGUUCAAUAAGGUGUAUGGUCCGGCUGCUUCUCAAGAGAUGGUAUAUUCCGACGUCCAACCGUUCAUUCGUUCUGUUCUUGAUGGAUAUAAUGUGUGCAUAUUUGCUUACGGCCAAACUGGUUCGGGAAAAACCUACACGAUGAGCGGUCCUAAUGGAGCGACUAAGGAAAGCUGGGGUGUUAACAAUCGAGCUCUCAAUGACCUUUUCAAUAUCUCUGAGAGCAGAAGAAAAGCCAUUGUAUAUGAAAUCUUGGUUCAAAUGGUUGAGAUCUACAAUGAACAAGUGCGCGAUCUACUAUCCAGUGGCGGCUCUCAGAAGAAACUAGGGAUUUCGUCAGUCUCUCAGGUGAGUGGUAUAGCUGUUCCAGAUGCUAGCAUGCAUCCUGUCAGAGCGAGCUCGGAUGUUAUUGAACUAAUGGACAUAGGGCUUAAGAAUAGGGCCGUCGGCGCCACAGCAUUGAAUGAGAGAAGUAGCCGCUCGCAUAGCAUUGUGACUGUGCAUGUUCGGGGGACGGAUGUGAAGACUGGAAGUACAUCACAUGGUAAUCUUCACUUGGUAGAUCUUGCAGGAAGCGAAAGAGUGGACCGCUCAGAAGUAACUGGUGACAGACUGAAAGAGGCACAGCAUAUAAACAAGUCACUCUCCGCCCUCGGAGACGUCAUUUUCGCUCUUUCGCAGAAGAGUCCUCACGUGCCUUACCGUAAUAGCAAGCUCACUCAAGUCCUACAGACUUCUUUGGGUGGUCAAGCAAAAACACUGAUGUUUGUGCAGCUCAAUCCCGAUGUGUUAUCGUAUUCAGAAAGUAUGAGUACUUUGAAAUUCGCCGAGAGAGUCUCUGGGGUUGAGCUCGGGGCAGCGAGGAGUAGUAAAGACGGCAAGGAUGUCCGGGAGCUGAUGCAGCAGGUGGCAUCUCUAAGAGACACCAUCGCCAAGAAAGACGAGGAGAUUGAGCGGUUGCAGUUGCUUAAGGAUCUCAAAAACGUGUAUCCCGCGGUAGAAAAGCGCAGCGUGGCCUCGCCAUACGAUCCUUCCUCUCCAAGCCAAAUUCCCUCCAAGGGUGUAGGACUGAAUGAUCCUGAGAAUGCUUCGGCGCACGGCGAUAGACACUAUGAAUCCGAUUUGCAUGUCCCUGGGGAUGAUAGGUAUGGGGACCAAGAAUAUGAGGAGAGAACAAGUGAUGUUUCGGAUUGCUCUGCUGAAAAUAGUAUGUCGUCUGAUGCCGCUGACCGGCCAGAUAGCUUAGAGAAGCCAAAGCCGGGACUUAAAGUGCCUCCGCCCUUGCGAAAGUCGGCCUCUCGGGAAUCAUUGAAGGCUUCGACAAGUGCCAGGAAAACCGUGACCACUCCGACCGGGUCUUCUACUUUACUCAAACCGCCGCGACGGUGGCAGUAAAACAAGAAGUCGAAUUAGAACGGCGCUGUUUUCCGGACCCGUCUCCUGGCUUGUGAAUAUAGCCCCAAUCACUUCACUCGGCCACAGUUUUUCUGUUAAUGCAUUCAUAUUUCCGUUUCUGCCCAUUUCAGUACGAGUUCAAAUGGACAACAUCAUGUAAAUAGGCGUUAGACGUUCUAUCUUUCUUUCUCUCUCUCUCUUUUUUGGUUAUCUGAGAGAUUGUACAUAUCAAAUUUUGUUGCUCGCUUGUUGAUCCGGCUACCAGAUACCAAUUGUCAAUUAGGCACCAUCUCGAUCAUUCCUGUUACUGAUGUAGAU
Messenger RNA from Rhodamnia argentea, 5359 nucleotides. RefSeq names its product kinesin-like protein KIN-14C. Gene Ontology annotation, biological process: microtubule-based movement. The record is from RefSeq and is a predicted model, not a curated record. Bases 1526 to 5041 code for a protein of 1171 amino acids. NCBI's taxonomy places the organism in Eukaryota, Viridiplantae, Streptophyta, Magnoliopsida, Myrtales, Myrtaceae. The transcript is spliced from 23 exons. Gene Ontology annotation, molecular function: microtubule binding; ATP binding; microtubule motor activity.